Molecule: messenger RNA, 3087 nt
Organism: Austrofundulus limnaeus
Lineage: Eukaryota; Metazoa; Chordata; Actinopteri; Cyprinodontiformes; Rivulidae
Product: frizzled-8
Exons: 1
Coding region: 323-2071 (582 amino acids)
Biological process (GO): non-canonical Wnt signaling pathway; canonical Wnt signaling pathway
Cellular component (GO): plasma membrane
Molecular function (GO): Wnt receptor activity; Wnt-protein binding
Source: RefSeq, a predicted model, not a curated record
UAAGCAAACUCCUGAUUGACUUGACUUAACCCCCCGUUCCUGCCGAGGGGGGAGUGUCCUCUUUCUUUCCAUAUAAAGCCCAGCGCGCGCCUGUCUGUCAGGCAGAGAGCGCGUGCAGCACAGAGAGGAGGUGACACAAAGGAGAGCUGUACCCGGGCUGUGUAAGAGUUAAACGCUUGUUUUUCUGCGGGACUUGGUCUGACCCGAGGAGUGUCUCGAGCUGUGUGAGUUGUAGCAUGACUGGAGCAGCUUCGUGGGCUUUAAUCGGACCUGCCUGCUGAGUUUCCGGUCACUCUUCGGGGCGCGCAGAAGGAGCCCGACGAUGGAGAGGAGCAUCCCGGGAUGGUGCGCGCUGCUCUUCCCCCUCAUCCUGCACGGGACGCGCUGCCUGGCGGCCAAGGAGCUUCAGUGCCAGGAGAUCUCCGUCCCGCUGUGCAAAGGCGUGGGCUACAACUACACCUACAUGCCCAACCAGUUCAACCACGACACGCAGGACGAAGCUGGCCUGGAGGUGCACCAGUUCUGGCCCCUGGUGGAGAUCAAGUGCUCCCCGGACCUGCGCUUCUUCCUCUGCAGCAUGUACACGCCGAUCUGCCUGGAGGACUACAAGAAGCCUCUGCCGCCGUGCAGGAGCGUGUGCGAGCGGGCCAAAGCCGGCUGCGCUCCCCUCAUGAGGCAGUACGGGUUCCCGUGGCCGGACCGCAUGAGGUGCGACCUGCUCCCGGAACAAGGCGACCAGGAGACGCUGUGCAUGGACUACAACCGGAGCCAGACCACCACGGCGUCCCCGGUCUUGGCCAAGCCCACGAACCGACCCCUGAAGCCGUACAACAAGAAGAAGAGCGGCUUCGGUCGAGGUUUUCCCGGGAAACACAAACCGGGCGGCGCGCCUCCGUGCGAAACGGGCUGCUUCUGCCGCGCGCCCAUGGUGUCGGUGAGCAGCGACGGACACCCGCUGCACAACCGCGUCAAAACGGGACAGAUCAGGAACUGUGCCAUGCCGUGCCACAACCCUUACUUCACCCAGGAGGAGAGGACUUUCACCUCCUUCUGGAUCGGCCUCUGGUCGCUUCUCUGCUUCAUCUCGACUUUCGCGACCGUGGCAACUUUUCUCAUCGACAUGGAGAGGUUCAAGUACCCCGAGCGGCCCAUCAUCUUCCUCUCCGCCUGCUACAUGUUCGUGUCCGUCGGCUACAUCGUCAGGCUGAUCGCAGGGCACGAGGAGGUCGCGUGCAGCAGGGAGAACGGCGCAGAGCACGUCCACUACGACACGACGGGUCCUGCGCUCUGCACCAUCGUCUUCCUGCUCAUCUACUUCUUCGGCAUGGCCAGCUCCAUCUGGUGGGUCAUCCUGUCCCUCACCUGGUUCCUGGCCGCGGGGAUGAAGUGGGGCAACGAGGCCAUCGCCAGUUACUCCCAGUACUUCCACCUGGCUGCCUGGCUCAUCCCCAGCCUCAAGUCCAUCGCAGUCCUGGCUCUGAGUUCUGUGGACGGGGACUCGGUGACAGGGAUCUGCUACGUGGGGAACCAGAACCUGGACAACCUGCGGGGGUUCGUGCUGGCCCCGCUGGUCAUCUACCUGUUCAUCGGCACCAUGUUUCUGCUGGCCGGGUUCGUGUCGCUGUUCCGGAUCAGGAGCGUCAUCAAGCAGGGGGGCACCAAGACCGACAAGCUGGAGCGGCUGAUGAUUCGGAUCGGGGUCUUCACGGUGCUGUACACGGUUCCGGCCACCGUCAUCGUGGCGUGCUACUUCUACGAGCAGCACAACAGGCAGCUGUGGGAAAUUACGCACAACUGCACGUGCCUGGCGGACCCGAGCAGGCAGAGGCCGGACUACGCCGUGUUCAUGCUCAAGUACUUCAUGUGCCUGCUGGUGGGGAUCACCUCAGGGGCCUGGAUCUGGUCCGGGAAAACGCUGGAGACCUGGAGGACUUUCUGCACGCGCUGCUGCUGGGGGAGCAAGGCCUCGGCGGGCUCCAUGUACAGCGACGUGAGCACCGGACUGACCUGGAGGUCCGGGACGGCCAGCUCCGURUCCUGCCCCAAACAGAUGCCCCUGUCCCGGGUCUGAACAACAGGGGGGCUUUCCGCGCAAAUGCAGCUUCUUUCCUCAUUUAAAGGCUCAAAUAAAGACAUAAAGAUUGUAUUUUAUUAAYGAUUGAACCCGAGUCACCAAACAGCUUCUCAAAUGUGAAAUCUUAAAUUUGUUUGAAAAGUUACAGGAUGAGUUGUGUCCCUUCUGUGCCUUACCCAAGAACCAGAGGGGGCUGCUGGAGGGAGGUGGGGGCGAAGAGAGACUAAUUGUGUUGGGAUUGUCCUUCAGCCUGGUGUAAUUAGCACAUUAAUGAACGCCUAAUGGCCUCUCUUUAAAUAAUGAGGCCGUCAGCAGUGGAACAAUGUACCUGACUGGAAGAAUGCAGUCUUAUCUGGGAUUAAUUGAAUGCUUGCAGCUCAGAUCCCCCCUGUCGAUAGGUUUACACUGUAAAACUCUAAAACCYGAUGAGUGGCUUCAACUCCAAUCAUUUCACUUUAUUAACUCAGAGUCUUUUAAAUUCAGCAACAGAAACUCAAGUUGUUUAAUUCACCUGUUUGGAAUAUUUAACCUCGAGGUCAGUUUUUGUGCCGAUUCAUUUUACUACAGAUUAUACUCGGUGUUUCGUUAUCCAAAGUGGGGUCCUCACUCAAAUACGUUAGUAUAAGAAAUUUUUAUUCAGUAAAACUUCAAGCACACACGAUUCUACAAAGUUUGUAAUUCUUUUAUUAAUGUUUCUGUUGGGGUUUACAGGUAGCCGACAGGUGAAACUCGUAUUUCUUCUGAACUGUGAAGAACCGUCGUGUCUUAAACGCCACAUCCACAGCGACACUCGUCUGCUGGAGACGAGGCCAAAGCCGGCCUGUUUUCUUCRUUUAUCAAUGCCUUAAUGAACACAGUCUCAUACGGGUUGCAGGAGCAUGUGAAGUGUAUUUAUAUAAUUAUUUUGUACAUACCUUGUACAUUUGUAUAUGUAAUUUUACAAGACUGUAAAUAUGUAUAAUUUCCACUUUGAUAGAAAACUUUAUUUUGAAAAUAAAAUCUCUUUUAAUGAA